AUGAAAGCUGCGAAUUUGAUACGGAUUAUGCCGAUAUUACAUCAUUGUCCUCGAGUGUUCUUGACUAUGAAUAUGAAAACGGCCGACACUAUCACAGUAGCCGCGCGGAAAUUCUCCCAGGCCCACGUCAUCGGCAACGACAUAAGCCCAACCCAACCUAACUGGACCCUUCCCAACGUGGAAUUCAUCGUCGAGAACAUAGAAGAGACCUGGCUAUACUUCGAGAUCCAAGAAUCCGCCGUCUGGGCCUGGAGCGACGACGGCUCGCUAACAGCCGACUCACCGCUAUUUCAGUACGUGCAGGCUCUUGACGCAGCGGGGCAUGCGUUAGGUAGGGAGUUGAAUAUUUAUCACAAGUUGCAUGGGUGGUUGGUGGAAGCGGGCUUUGAGGAUGUGCAGCAGUCUACGUAUCUAUUGCCUUAUUCGCCUUGGCCGAGGGAUCCCUAUCUGAAGGAGAUUGGGAAGUUCCAGGCAGCGCAGGUCAACCAGGCGGUGGAGGCUUAUGGGUUGAGGUUGUUGACACAGGUUCUUGGGUGGGGAGCUGAGCCAAGUAAGAUUUUUCAGGCGUUGGUGAAGAAGCAAUUGAUGGAUCGGGGUUUGCAUGCUUAUGUGAAGGAGGUUGUUGUUUUUGGGAGAAAGCCUCUCAGUGCAUGA
Messenger RNA from Penicillium maclennaniae, 654 nucleotides. RefSeq lists its product as uncharacterized. The record is from RefSeq and is a predicted model, not a curated record. The coding region runs from base 1 to 654 and encodes 217 amino acids. Lineage: Eukaryota; Fungi; Ascomycota; Eurotiomycetes; Eurotiales; Aspergillaceae. The transcript has 4 exons.